Notechis scutatus (mainland tiger snake) is the source of this 4855-nucleotide messenger RNA. RefSeq names its product GTP cyclohydrolase 1 (gene GCH1). Gene Ontology annotation, biological process: tetrahydrofolate biosynthetic process; tetrahydrobiopterin biosynthetic process. Gene Ontology annotation, molecular function: GTP cyclohydrolase I activity; zinc ion binding; GTP binding. The record is from RefSeq and is a predicted model, not a curated record. NCBI's taxonomy places the organism in Eukaryota, Metazoa, Chordata, Lepidosauria, Squamata, Elapidae. Gene Ontology annotation, cellular component: cytoplasm.
GCGCGUUGCGAGGGUCUCUGUGGGGGCGCCGGCGGCCUUUCCUCCCACACACACACUUUCCUGCUUGUCAGAGGGGAAGAUUUUUGGCCGCGAACUGCGCGGCAGACACGGAGAUCGGCCGGUGCAUUUAGACGCGCUUAUUUUUUUUUAGUUACCGGUUCCCACUUCGGCCACGGGACCCGGCGAGUGGGGCCAGACGUUUCCUUUGACUCCAGGCUGGGCGCACGUGCUGCCAGGAAACGCCCCUCCACACGCUAAGCCUCUCCCUAUUGCGCGUAUAGUUUUUGGGGGGAGUAGGUGACCGACCCCCGACCCCACUUUCAGCUUCUCGGCAGGGUCCGCAUCCGGUCUCUGCUCCCUUUCCAGCGUUCCCGGGAAUCUCUUGAGGAGCACCGGCUCUCCAGGGCUGGGCGCACGCCUUGACCAAAUGGAGAAGAGGAAGCCGCGGGCCGCGGUGGAUCAGCCUGUGCGAACCGCCAGCUGCAAUGGGUACGCGCUGGCCGAGAAGCAGCCUCCCCUUCAGCGGAGUCGCUCGGGGGAAGCGCCGUCCCGUAGCUGGAAGACCGCGGCUGGCGGGCAUCCCUUAGAGAGCUGGAAGGAAGAGCGGACCCGCAGCGAAGAGGACAACGAAAUGAACUUGCCCGGCCUGGCCGCCGCUUACACCACCAUCCUGAGUGCCCUGGGCGAAGACCCGCAGCGCCAGGGGCUGCUCAAGACGCCCUGGAGGGCGGCCACGGCCAUGCAGUACUUCACCAAAGGCUAUCAGGAGACCAUUACAGAUGUACUCAAUGAUGCCAUAUUUGAUGAAGACCAUGAUGAGAUGGUGAUUGUGAAGGAUAUUGAUAUGUUUUCAAUGUGUGAACAUCACCUGGUUCCAUUUAUUGGAAAGGUGCAUAUAGGUUAUCUUCCCAACAAACAAGUCCUUGGGCUCAGCAAGCUUGCAAGGAUUGUGGAAAUAUACAGUAGACGAUUACAAGUUCAGGAGCGCCUCACAAAACAAAUUGCUGUUGCCAUCACGGAAGCCUUGCAGCCCGCUGGAGUUGGGGUGGUGAUUGAGGCAACGCACAUGUGUAUGGUGAUGCGAGGGGUUCAGAAAAUGAACAGUAAGACUGUAACCAGCACCAUGCUUGGAGUAUUCCGAGAAGACCCAAAGACACGUGAAGAAUUUUUAGCACUCAUCCGUAGCUAAAAAUGUGCCAUCAAUUUUCCUUCCUGGACUGUCUUCUCUAGCAUUGAUGUUGAAUCUUUUGCUGUUUGUGUUGCUCCUUCUCUUUUUGAAAAAGUAACAGUCACUUUAACAUUUCUGAAGUUUUACUGUAUUGGUGGUAAGUUCCAUCAUGUAGUUUCUUUGCUCAUAUGGUUCCUUGUGUCAUUGGAGCAUAAAGGUCCUAGAAAUAUUUUCUCAAUCUAUGUUACCUGACUGUCUUAAGGCAAAUGUCAUGCAGUGGCUAUGUGUUUUUGUGUGGGCUUAAUCAGGUUGUUUUUGUCCAAGUCAUCUGAAGUGCUUGAAGGACAUAUCCUCACUGAGACAGAGAAACUCUUUGCCCUAAUGUCCAGCAAAUUUCUCCAUCCUUUUUCAAAGGUCAAGAAAGAUGGACAAAGGAAUUAGCGGCUUUUUCAUAGUCUAGAUGUUAAAGAGAGGGCGUUACUUCCUUCCCACAUGAUUAGGGGGUCAUUCAUUCAUUCAUUUUCAUUCAUUCCUGUUCCUUGUUUCAGACCAACUUGUACCACCACUCCCUAUUUUGUAUUUCAGUUGCAGCUAGCCCAAUUCUUCACUUUUGUAAUUUCUUUUACUUCUUACGAAUGAAAUUGGCCCCAUUUUCCUCGUGGAUGAGUUUCCAUUGCCUUUGCUCAGAUGUCUCUCCAAUCGCAGGAAAGUAGAAGUCAAAUUUCUUCUAGCAAUUUCCAUUGAUGAAAUGGAAAUUAUGGGCCUUCUUAGAGAGGGAAGGAAAAUCUAGAACCCUUGUUUUGGAGUGGUUGAAUUGUUGUGUUCAUUACUGAUAUAAUAGUUAUAUACGGUAUAAUAGUUAUAAGAGUAAUAUAACUUUUUAUAAUUUAAGUUCUGAAAGACCCAGGGUCUGAAAUCUUGAGAUACUUGUGUUAAUUUCAUCAUAAUGCAGGGAACUGGAUAGCAACUGGUUUUGCUGGACAAGAGUUGUUUAAACAAAAAAGAUAUGGCAAAAACUCUGGCAUUGAAGAGAAAACGUAAGUCAUAAUUUGCCUGGCAUUUGUUUCACUGAUGGGACAAGAUACAAAAUGGAAUUCCUUUCUUUCCGUUCUGAUGGGAGCAGAACUAUGGACAAACUCAGCCCUCCUGCAUAAACUGGGUCUACAUCUCCAAGCAUGUUAGGAAUUCUGGGAGUUGUAGUUUCAACUCAUUUGGAAAACAUUAUCAUGGAGGAGGGUGGGGCUGCCCUCAGGAAUCCAGGAUUUAUUACACUUUGAUAGGAUUGGAGCAUUGUAUUUUUCCCUUAUAUGAAACUGAUUUGGAUGUUCUCUUUUAGUAAACUAUAGUAACUUUUUUUUACCACAUGAUUUCUGUUCAGUGUAGGUUGUGACUAUACUGUGGAUAUUACCACAUGGUAUAUAUUCUAUACUGGACUAUUUUCAGGACUUGCAUUCAAGUAAAAAUGAUUUAAGUUACUUCUUGGAUGUCAGCCCUACAUUGUUUACAAUAACUUGGUUCCAAUUUCAGACCACCUCCAGCCUGAGAUUCUGCAUCUUUGUUAAAACAGGUCUUGACAGGAACAUUUUGAACAGAAUCAGUUUUCAGACAAAGAUGGAAUAAAGGAUAUUGGGAGGCUGUUUUUAGCAGCCAAUUCCUUAUUUGUCUUCAAUUUUUCUAUUUGCCUUUUUACCGUAUCCUGUUCAGAAGUGAUUUUGUAAGCUAAAACUAUGUGGAGGAAAAACACAAGGAUCUCUGGAAAAACCUUCCUGAUCCCCUCCUGGAUACUGGAUAAUAUUAUAGACUCUGUUUCUUUGGCAGAAUUAGCAACUGCUACCUCUUGUCCUGUGGCUCUUGGCAAGUUCCCAUAAUCGGAAGGGUAAACCAGACAUUUAGAUCAUGAAGCAGAGAGUCUGCGCAGCUCCAGUGGGUUCUGGUUGUUUGUGUGAAGAUCUUUGAAGGAUCUGCCCAUCUCAGUUCUGCCCAUGAAAAUGCCAAAAUGCUCAGCCAAAUUCAGGCUUACCAAAUCAACAUCCAGAAUUCCAUGUUGUUGAGACAACUUGCAUAAUAUAAUUUGCUCAGGCGUAGUAGGAGAGAAGGAGGUGUGCAUGGCACAGAGCUCCUUAUUUCCAGAUGUUUUGUUCAGGAUCCCUUUGCAUUUAUUUCUUUGCUGCAUUAACUCAAAUUGUCUUGGAGCAGAAUUCAACAUGCAAUUCUUAAACGGGUUACUGUUGGAUCCAUGGCAGGAUAUGCAGAUUUUUAAGCAUAUUUAUACCAUUCAGAAACUCCAACCAAUGAUGCCUUUCUAACAAAUGUUGCCUUCUAAGGAAGUGGGCAUUAUUUCAUUUCCACAUUUCAGUUUUAGGCUUCUUUCUAAACCCAGGAUGGGCAACCUACAGUUGCAGGCACCUGAUUUCUGUUUAUGACUCUUAGAGCUCCCUGGCUAUGAUGGCUAAACAUAAAGGCAAAGUCUCCUGCAAUUUGACACAGGAUACAUGAAUACUGCUAUACCAGCUCUAUGAUAGGCAUAUUGCUGUAACAGCCCCUCCCCACCUCUCUACUCUUCCAUGAUAUAACCCCACUCACUUUUUGCUCCUAAGCUCCAUCACAGUCUUAAACACAAUAUUGGCCAGCAAAGGUUUCUGAAAUAAAUAAUUCUGGAUUUGGUCAUUUUCUUCCUUCACCAUAAAGUCCUCAGCAGAUGAGAGCUUGAGAAAGAUCCACGUGGGAGUUGUGAGCACAGCAACCCUGGUUUCUACAAACACAUUUUGUGUGGUGUCCAAAGUAGGUCAAGUUCCCUUUUUCCCUCCUGUGUAACUGGAAUGUCAUGAAAAGCCGCUUACUGGAACUGAUCUCAAUAAUUGCCUUCUGAAUGGAAAACAUAUUAAAGAAAGUUUUAUAACCACUCUAAUUAGAGAAAGAUGGGAUCAGACUCACUCCUACUUUAUGUGAAAUGCUCAUUUCACUUUUGUCUAUUGGGCAAGGCUGCCUUCUUAGCCGGACCUGAUUGAAACAAGAGUUAGGCACUGCCCGCUUGCCGUUUUUGCUUCUUGGCUUUUUCGGUUAGAGACUUUGGAAAGCAAGGAUGGAGGCGGUGUGGGUCAAAAAUUGCACAAUGGCAGAUUUAUCACAACCCAAACCUUUUGCAUAUGGAUUGGUGCAUUCACAUACAAAAUGGCAAGGAUCUUGCAGAUUUUGUGUCGUCCCCCCCCCGCACCCGCCCACAAUCUGUGGACACUGCUGAGAUGAGAUGAGAUGGACUUUUGCAGCAUUGGCAGAGACAAAAUUUAAGGUUUAUUUGUGAGGGGGCGGAAUUGGCUGUUGGGUUUUUUUGAGGCAAAUGCAGAGGUUUAAAGUACCCCUUGCAUCCUUUGAAACUCUGCUUCUCCUAGGAACCAGCCAAUGUUCCUAUUUUGGAGAGCGCUUUAAAAGGCCAGUUGGGUGGCUUUCCUCCUUAACUUGCCAGUUCCCCCAAAUCAUGAAAAAGAAACCACCGCCAUAGACUCUGGUGAGGUCACAACAUCAUUAGCCAAAUUUCCUGUGGUCCCCAGUGGCAGAAGGACAUUAUAGCAUAAUUCUCAGGCUUUAAAAAAGGUUGCCCAUCCUUGGAUUUGGCAGAUGCUUUGGAUCCAUCCAACAAAGUCUCUGUUUAAUUCUUAUGGAUCAGUCACAGGUAUAUGUAGAGAUUUG